GCGCCGCCCCUGCCGGCAGCCGUUGCUCGCGGCGCGGGGGAUGGAGGGCGAGGUGGAGGUGGAGGACGGCGAGAUCUCCGGCUCCGACUCCGACAUGCCCGGCGCCGGCUCCCCCGGGGACCCGCAGCAGAAGUCUCAUGAAGGCAAUGAUUCAGGCAGGCUGUUCCAGAGCAGCAUUUCAUCAUGUGCACCAAGUGUUCCCUAUCGGACAACCAAAAGUGUGGAUUCAAGUGACGAAAGCUUUUCUGAGUCUGAUGAUGACAGCUGUCUGUGGAAACGAAAACGACAGAAAUGUUUCAACUUCCCUCCUGCUAAAUCUGAGCCUUUUCAGCUUAGCCAGAGCCACCAAAAACAAACUGCUCUAGGUGGCAAGAAGGUCAACAAUAUUUGGGGUGCAGUGCUCCAAGAGCAGAAUCAGGACGCAGUGGCUACUGAACUGGGGAUUCUAGGCAUGGAUGGUAGCAUUGACAGGAGCCGGCAGUCUGAGACUUACAACUAUUUAUUGGCUAAAAAGUUGAUGAAGGAAGCUCAGCAAAAGGAGGCAGAGACUUUAGAUAAGGAACUGGAUGAAUACAUGCAUGAUGACAAGAAAACAUCGCCAGCAGAAGAAGACAGUGGGCAAGGCUUUCUCAAACGGAAGCGGCCAGUAAAAGAAAGACUAGGUGAAAGACAAGAAAUGAAAUAUAAAGGAAGGUAUGAGAUAACAGAAGAAGAUUCAGAGGAAAAAGUGGCAGAUGAAAUUACUUAUCGGCUUUGUGAGCCAAAGAAAGACUUAAUUGCCCGAGUAGUGAAAAUAAUUGGGAAAAGAAAAGCUAUUGAGCUGCUUAUGGAAACAACUGAAGUGGAGCAAAAUGGUGGAAUGUUCAUAGUGAACGGCAGUAGGAGAAGAACACCAGGGGGCGUUUAUUUAAACCUGCUGAAGAACACACCUAGCAUCAAAGAAGAACAAAUUAAGGAAAUAUUCUAUUUGGAAAACCAAAAGGAGUAUGAAAACAAAAAAGCUGCUAAGAAGAGGAGAAUACAAGUCCUAGGGAAGAAGAUGAAAAAAGCCAUUAAAGGGCUUAACCUGCAAGAAUAUGAUGAUGCGUCUCGUGAGACUUUCGCUAGUGAUACAAAUGAGGCUCUGGCUUCCCUGGAUGACCUACAGGAGGGGCAUCAUGAGGCAAAGAUGGAACCUGAAGAUACUAUUGAGAUUGAUAAUGCUCAUGAUUUGGAGAUCUUCUAGUUACUGAUGUUCUUUAUAACAAAGUCUCUAAAACAUUAAAUGAGCCUUUCUUUUAAUCCCAUGGCUUCUUGUUUUCAUAACCUGCAGAAACAUGGGAAAUACUUGAUGCUGAAGAACUUAACAUAAUUCUUAGCUAAUUUUAACAGCAUGAAAGAUGUUAAUGGUCCUAUUACUUGUUUAAGUCUUCAAAAACUGCUAUGAUUUUUCUAGGUAACAGCUCUGCAUUGCAGUGAUUGUUCCGUAAGAUCUUUUUUUAGCCAAAUGUUAGGCUUAAGAAUUGAAGGUUAUUUUUUAACCAUGUGCUUCAUACUUAAUUUGCUAAAGCUAACAAAGUCAUCAAGUGAGCAGUGCCUCUCAUUACAACUGAAUGGAAAAAACAGUAUAAAGUUAGUCUUUGUCAUAUUAAGGACAUACAAUCCUUUAUAUAAUGUGUUGACAAGAAUAGCAGUAUUAGAGGAUUAAGACCUGUAAAAACAGAUUGGUUUGUGAAAGAAACUGAAGUUUAAUGGUCAAUGACCUUUGAAUAUCAACCUUGUAAAUAGGCACUCUUGAGUGAUGUAUGUUUUACAGUUCUGCAGCAGCUUAAUCCCCCAUGUUAUAAUAGAGGCUUGAGCUUCUACCUAUUCUGGGUAGACUUUUUCCAUACGUAAAAACAAACCCAGCUUAAGCAGACCUUUUCAUUUGCAAGUCCCCGCUUACAUUAGUGAGAUUUUGCUAACCUGUGUUCCUCUCAAGGGUCUGUAGAUUGUACAUCCAGGUAGACUCUACACCCUUUACUGUGCAAUUCAUGUUUCCAUGUUGCUUCCCACAUGUGCAGUAGGACAAAGUUAAUGUAUAGCUUGGCAGAAGUUCUAGUUUUUCUAUGGUGAGACAUAAAAAACAGCAGUAUGUAAAAUAUUGUUUUUACUUGAUGCAGAAGGCUGUUGUGCAGUCUGUAAGUUCAGCUGAAGUCAACUUUUAAGUUGAGUGUUGUUUUUGAUACAACUGAACAGAUGUGACAGACGUGUGAUGUCUAAAAUACUUUGUCACUAGUAAGUUGUGUUUUCUAUGACUAGGCACUAAUUUCUCAUAUAAAAUAUUUGUGAAAUAUUUAUGAAUUUAUUAACUUUCAAGCACCACAACAACCUUCUGCAUGUAGAUUUUGUUCACCUGGAGUCCUAGAAUCUCAGAAGUGAAGCAUGUCACUGAAACUCGUAAUGAAGUUACAAUAUUGAGCAAUUCUGUAUUGUCAAGAGCUGGUAUUUAAAGGGCAACAAUAUUUGAAGAAAGAGUUCUUAAACAUAGAGCACAUCCCAUUGUAUGAUUUGCUAAAUUUAAUUAAGAGUUUUGACUGCAAAAGUAGGAAGCAAGGGUAAGGUUAAAAGUUUUCUCUCUUGCUCCCACAUACUCAACUUGUUUAGUCGGUCCUGAGUGAAGACAGCAGUUCUGAGGUGCUUGUUAGUUGACUGUGGAUUAUACCAAACUGGAUUGUGUGGUCUGUUUUGUCUAGCAACAGAUAUGCCUGGCUGCUUAGCUUUUAGUAGCUGAUGUGUUACAGGCAGAAAAUGCAAUUAUAAGGGUAGAGUUUUGUAUUCCUAAGUUUCUCUGAUGGGCAGGUAUGACUGAGGCAUCAAUUUUACUGCAAAUGUAGGCUGCAUAUGGCCAGGACAAAUGCCCCGCUCAGUCUCUUAAGCUACAGCAGUUUAAGGAAUAAGCCAUCUCUGUUAUACCUGAAGCGGGCAAUGAAAAUGAGGGAAACAUGCUGUGCUUUGAAAACACAUCUUGAUUGUGACCAAAGACGCUUUUCUUCCUUACAUCCCAAGUUCAGACAAGAAAGCAGUGCUUUUUGGUGUCACAGGAAAAAUUAUUUUAUUAAUGGUUCAGUCUUACAGUGGAUUGUGAAAGCACCACUUCAAGUGUAACUACAACAUUACAGAUUUUCUUCCCCUUCCUGGUAGAUGGUAGAUCUCAUUAAAAUGCUCUUAUGCCCUCCAGGCUUAGUAACUGCUGUUUACCAAAGUUCUCAAGCAAGCAUGGGAUGACCCAGUGUUUACUGUGAUGCCUUCAAAAGAAGAUCCAAAUAAUUAUUUUAAUUGAAAGGUAGUGGUGGUGAGAUCAGAAAGUGGCUUUGUACUGUAUACAUCUUAAUAGUUAUGCCACAUUCCCCAAGGGGCUGCUGGGCAUCUGCAACAACUAGUAUUGAAUCCAGUUAAAAACCAGGCAGCAGUGCUUUGCUAGUCUCUGUACCAACUUCAUUGUGCUAGCAGGAAACUUUAUCCUGACGCUUACUACCAUCUAAAAGAUGUCUAAAUCUUUUAUUCUGAUUUUCCUUAUUUUGACCAUAAUUUAAAACAAAAACAUGUGGCUUUGACUCCUGUGUGACAUUACAAGAGGCAGGCAGUUGGCACAUGCAGGGUUAUUAAUUCUAUAGACAGGUUUGGUAAGGGAAGAUCGCCAAGGAGGGCCCAGGCACAGCCUCCUCUGGCUCCUGCAGCUCUUCUUGUUCCCCACGGGUGGGAGCAGGGGCAGAGGUGGGAGCUGCUGUGACCCCCUCGAGGGGCAGCCGAUGAGGUGCUGGGGAGCUCUUCCACCUCAGCUCAGCCAGGGCUGCUGGAGGGGGCUGGGCUGGGGGCAGGAGACCCUCCUCGGCAGGCAGCGGGGCCGGGGACAGCUGCGGGGCUGUCCCCCCAGUGCGUCCCCUGAAGCUCCUCUGCUGCCUCUGCCCCUGGAGCAGGCACGGCAGCACGGAGCUGCAGGACAAAGUGCCACAGGCUUUCCCCACACCCCAGCACUGCUGGCCAGGCCUCUGGGCUCCCCUGCUUCCUCCCAUGGGGGGUCACAGGCAGCACUGGGCUGGCCCUGGAGAUACUAUUGUGAUCCACAUAACCUUUUCAGUUUGGGGAUUUUUUUGUAACUUGUUUAAGCAGUACUGCUGUUUCUCUACCUAACUGAAACAUUAAAAAAGCACUCUUAACUCUGCUGAAGCAGAAAUAAAUUAUUCCCAAACCUAAUGAAGUGACCUAAGAUUUUCUAAAGGAAUAAUUUCUGGCUUACAGGCUCUAGCACCUUUUAAAAUAAAAGGAGGCAAAUGCAGAAAGAUUCUCAGGAAAAUGUGCUGAGAAUCUAGGUGAAGUAUAAGCUGAAGUAAAUGUUAGCCCAAACCAAAAGAAAAAAAAGUAAAAGUAAAGAGCGAAAAAAGCCCUAACUGAUGCACACAUCUAAGAGGUCUCAUUCCAUUGUCUUGCAAUUUUUUCCCCAGGUCCCCAUUUUGAAAAUACCCAGUUGUCAAGCUGGAGGAUGCCAAGUGGGUAAUUUAAAGAGAAAAAAAUUCUUUAAUUUUGCAUGAGUUUGAGUAUUUUUAAGUUUUCCAUAAUGUGUCUAAACAAGUAUCCUGUUGGAUGUUUGCCUUACCUGAUACAAGUAAAUUUGUCUAUUGUAAUUUUAUGUUAGACACUUCUAUAUCAUCUUAGAAAAUGUUACAUACUGAAGCUUUAUUUUAGAUUACUCUCCUGAAAAAUGUGGUUUAUUCCAGGUUACUGCAUCUUCAUAUUCUGUUUUGUAGCUGGCUGUCUAUUUAAUCCAACGGUCAGAAGCUGGCUUCAAAGCUGUAGGUCCCUCGUCAUAGAAAUACAAAAUUUCUGUGGAAACAAAUAACAAGGACUUUGAAGAUUUUUACAUACUUAAUAUCCAUUUGGUUUUGUGUACAUAGAAAUACUGAUCUCCAAAUAGUGUUAUUUUUCCUGAAAUGUUUUAAAUAUUAAUAAGUUGCAUUUAUAUUUACUUAGAAAAUAUCUAGUCUGUGUCUUGCAUCUUGUUUCUUCAUGCAGAACUUGUGUCACAGGGGAUAAAAAACUAUGGUUGAUACAAUCUUCCUUUUCUACAGAAGGUAAUAAAAAUGAGCUAAUGGAUCUUUGCUAUCAAUGUUAA
This is a messenger RNA of Apus apus (common swift), 5131 nucleotides long. It is a transcript of the gene PHAX, whose product is annotated as phosphorylated adaptor for RNA export. Bases 41 to 1225 code for a protein of 394 amino acids. Gene Ontology annotation, cellular component: nucleus. The transcript has 5 exons. Gene Ontology annotation, biological process: snRNA export from nucleus. The record is from RefSeq and is a predicted model, not a curated record. Lineage: Eukaryota; Metazoa; Chordata; Aves; Apodiformes; Apodidae.